AUGGGGCAAACCUUCGAUUAUUUAAAACACAUGGUCGUGAAUUUUAAGGUGGAUAUGUGUUGCUGGUUGGCUCCAGUGAAAAUUGGCCUACUUAUUAUAGCGUACUUAAAUAUUAUUGUACAGGCAAUAUCACUAAUUGGUUUAUCAGAUGAUACUUUCGUUUCGCUUACAAUGUAUGUGCAGACAGCUAUAUUAGAUGAUAACGCAAAGAAAUCACUUCCAGUCCUCGGCCAUGCUAUUGACCUUUCGUUUACUGUAAUACUACUGUGUGCUGUUUAUCGGAAAGACAUACAAUUAAUGCGGUUAUACCAGCGGUACUGCAUCGCUGCAGUGAUCAUGUCCGUUUUGGUUUAUUCCAUGAUCGUAGCGGCUCUCGGCGUCCUACUUGGUAUAGUUUUGGUCAUGGAUAUAGUGUUCCAAUUAUAUGUCUUAGUGUUAGUCCGAAGUGCGAUAGUAGAAAUCAAACAAGAGAAGAAGGAUCAGGAGUUACAAAGCACAUAUGUGAUGAGUACAUUGACCUUAAAAUCAAAGGAAGACAAGAUUGAACCUGAUGUCGAAGCCCCGCCAGAUGCUGACGAAACUGAAGUUAAACUUGAAAACGGCGAGAAGAAAGACAGGCUGGAGACUGUAGACGAACGUCCUGAAACCUCUCAUUCCGAGGAGCCGAAAACCCAACAAGAAGUCAAAGAAAAUAAGUAA
This is a messenger RNA of Arctia plantaginis, 699 nucleotides long. NCBI's taxonomy places the organism in Eukaryota, Metazoa, Arthropoda, Insecta, Lepidoptera, Erebidae. The record is from the annotation of a GenBank genome assembly.